This is a messenger RNA of Daldinia decipiens, 1131 nucleotides long. RefSeq names its product glycoside hydrolase family 11 protein. Gene Ontology annotation, biological process: xylan catabolic process. The transcript has 2 exons. NCBI's taxonomy places the organism in Eukaryota, Fungi, Ascomycota, Sordariomycetes, Xylariales, Hypoxylaceae. Bases 108 to 761 code for a protein of 217 amino acids. The record is from RefSeq and is a predicted model, not a curated record. Gene Ontology annotation, molecular function: hydrolase activity, hydrolyzing O-glycosyl compounds.
CUUCUUCAGCAAGAGCUAAAAAAAGACAAGCCUCACCCUCAGUCAAGUCAAAGCCAAGUCAAAGCCAAGUCAAGUUCAUCCCGCUCAUCAAUUUUCCAGUUGACAAGAUGCUUGGUUCAUCCAUCUUCGUUGCCCUCGCGGCUGCCGCCGGGGCCAUCGCCUCCCCUCUCGAACUCAUCACCCGGUCGACCCCCGCCGGCACGGGCACCAACAACGGCUUCUUCUACUCGUUCUGGACCGACGGCGCCGGCCAGGUGACGUACAACAACGGGCCCGGCGGCUCGUACGACGUGACGUGGUCGAACGUGGGCAACUUCGUGGCCGGCAAGGGGUGGAACCCCGGCGCGACCCGCGUCGUCACGUACAACGGCACGUGGAACGGCGCCAACGUCAACAGCUACCUGUCCGUGUACGGGUGGACGCGAAACCCGCUGAUCGAGUACUACAUCGUGGAGUCGUUCGGGACGUACAACCCGUCCAGCGGCGCGACCAAGCUAGGCUCGGUCGAGAGCGACGGCAGCGUGUACGACGUGUACCGCACCCAGCGCGUCAACCAGCCCUCCAUCGACGGCACCUCCACCUUCUACCAGUUCUGGUCCGUGCGCCAGCAGAAGCGCGUCGGCGGCUCCGUCACCAUCAAGAACCACUUCGACGCCUGGGAGAAGGCCGGGCUCAAGCUCGGACAGCACAACUACCAGAUCCUCGCUACCGAGGGCUACCAGAGCAGCGGUUCUGCCGCCAUCAACGUCCAGCAGUCCUAGGGGAUGCCGCUGCUCGCCUUCUUGCGGUCGGCGCGUGUGUUGAUCGGGUAGCAAAAAAAAAAAAAAAAAAGGAGGAAAUGAAGGGAUAUAUAUAGCUUCGCGGAUCCGCAUGGGCUUGCUUGCCUUUCUCGUAUGAUGCUAGGUUAGGUACCUGUCGAUAUCGUAUCCUAUCGUUAAGUUCGGAUGUAUAUUCUUUUCUUGGUAUUCCGGCUUUUGCAGCUGGGAAAUCUGAGUUAUGACCGAUAAUUCCGUCUUCGUGCGAGCAUAAAGUGACUCUCGUGCCAAUAAGAGCGAACCGUUUAAUCCAGCUUGACGGCAUGGCCCCGAGAUUGAGUGGAUAUAUUGGAACUUAGCCGUAUUCUCCCGUGCU